Molecule: messenger RNA, 6336 nt
Organism: Zootermopsis nevadensis
Lineage: Eukaryota; Metazoa; Arthropoda; Insecta; Blattodea; Termopsidae
Source: RefSeq, a predicted model, not a curated record
GUUAGUAUUUCAAUGGCGAUCGAACUACUUUCGUAUGCGUCAGUGCGUCUGUUGUUUGUGCCAAGCCCAUUGCAGGAGAAAUUGUGUUCGUUGUUUUGUGUUGUAGGUACUUUCAUGGAUAUUCUGACAGUUUUGUAAGGUACUAGGGGGCCACUAUGCCGGAAGAAACCAAGGUGUCCACUGUUGCGGACCCUGAAGGGGUGGAAAAUGGUCCUGCUAGUUCUCCAUCACCUUCCAAGAAGAAGACGCCAGUCAGCAAAGGAAAGUUGGUCCUUGCCAGAGUGACUCUGCUAGACGGUUCAUUACUUGAUGUUAAUAUAGAGCGCAAGUCAAAAGGCCAGGAACUGCUAGAUAAAAUCUGCGAGCAUUUGAAUUUACUGGAAAGGGAUUACUUUGGUCUUACAUAUGAAGACCGACACGACCCUCGCAACUGGCUCGAGAUGGACAAACGUAUUGCCAAGUUUGUCAAAAAUGAACCAUGGAAGUUCAAUUUUGAAGUUAAGUUUUAUCCACCAGAUCCUGCUCAGCUUCAAGAAGAUAUUACUAGGUACCAACUGUGUUUGCAGAUUAGAAAUGAUAUUUUAAUGGGAAAACUUCCCUGUUCAUUCGUGACACAUGCACUGCUUGGCUCAUACCUUGUUCAGUCAGAAAUUGGUGACUAUGAUGCGGAAGAGCAUGGCCGCACUUACCUCAAAGACUUCCGGUUUGCUCCUAAUCAAACAUCGGAGCUGGAAGAAAAGGUCAUGGACCUUCACAGGACUCACAAGGGUCAAACACCAGCAGAAGCAGAACUUCAUUACCUUGAAAAUGCCAAGAAAUUGGCAAUGUAUGGUGUUGACUUACAUCCAGCAAAAGACUCUGAAGGUGUUGAUAUCAAAUUGGGUGUGUGUGCCUCUGGUUUACUUGUAUAUAGGGACAGGUUACGUAUUAAUAGGUUUGCAUGGCCAAAGAUAUUAAAGAUUUCAUAUAAGCGACAUAACUUCUAUAUCAAAAUUCGUCCUGGCGAAUUCGAGCAAUAUGAGUCUACAAUUGGCUUCAAGCUGGCAAACCACAGAGCAGCAAAGAAACUGUGGAAAGUUUCCGUGGAACAUCACACAUUCUUCAGGUUAAUGACACCUGAACCAACGCAGAAAACAGGACUCUUUCCUCGGUUUGGCUCAAAGUUUAGAUACUCGGGACGAACCCACUACGAGACAAAGAAGUCACUCAUCGAGCGACCUGCACCUCGCUUUGAACGUAGUCUGAGUGGGAGAGGUCUCACUUCACGAAGUAUGGAUGCUUUGGCUGGCCCCAGACAGACAGAAGAAGACUUCAACAAGAGGCAUACCAUGUCACAUCCUCCAGAACACAUUCCAGAUAUGGAACACAUUGAUGAGAAACCAAAACCAGUCAAAGACCUGAAGAAGAAAGAAGAAAAGCUCAAGGAGAAGUUGGUGCGCAAAUCAAGUACGGGCACAACAUCAGCCAGUUCAUCGAGCUCUAUGGAAGGGGAAUAUGAGGCACAGGGACAGGAAGAGGCUCAGCAGCAGGCAGAUGGCAGUGAAUCGGAAGGCCCGGGAGGCGAACCAAAACCAAAGAAACCUGUGGGUGGAGUAGCAGUACUACCACCUGGAGCAUUAAAUUUUGGAAAAUCCAAAAAGAAAGACAAAGAAAAGGAUAAAGAUGCUGAAAAGGAUCUUCAGGAGGAGAAGGAAAAUCGAAACGAGUUGAAUAAUGAAAAUGAAGCUGACUUGAUUAAUGAUGACUCUGUAAUCAAUACUUCAGCAGAGGAGAAGUCACCACUGGGGAAGAAGGACAAGAAGGAUAAGAAGGACAAAGACAAAAAAGAGAAGAAAGAAAAGAAGGAUAAAGAUAAAGAUAAGAAGGAAAAAGAUAAGGAAAAUGAGAAAAAAGAUAAGAAUAAGGAAAAGGAUAAAGAGAAAGAAAAGGACAAAGAUAAUAAGGAAAAGGAUAAAGCUAGAGAUAUAGAUACAGAUAUAGAUAAGGAGAAGGAGAAGGAAAAGAAGGAGAAGUCCAAAGUCAAGGCAGAAGGUAUGGAUGAUGGUCGUUCUCCAUAUGUAACAGCCACUGCGGUAACAACCAGGACAGCUACAACACAUGAAGACAAAGAGAAGAAUGCAAAGACUAGCCAGGUUGAAGAGAAGACUGUGGCAACAACGAUGACAACUAGUGCCACUCGGCAGGAGCAGCGAGUGGUAACUCAAGAAGUUCGUGCCACCUCUACUGUGCUUGCCAAUGACUCUCAGGUGUUUUCUAGACGCUCAAGUACUUCGAGCACAAGCUCAAACGACUCGGGAACUCCAAUUGACCUCCUUGAUGAGCCAUCCCUACCCCCUGGCGGUAGUGCUGGCCUGUUUUAUGCAAAUGGUGCAGUGGGUUACCAGCCUGGCAAUGGUGGACCACAGCCUAUUGUGCAGACAGAGAGCAUGGUAUAUAGUGACCCUUCAACUCUUGGGGACCCUGACCUACACAGCACAACACAGGUUCCAUUGGUUGCAACAGAGACCCGUAAGGUAGCACUGGAAUCAGAGGAUGGAGCAUAUAGUGCCACAGGAGAGAUUGUCAGUUCUCAAACCAUCAGCAGCAAGACACGUACUGUCGAGACAAUCACGUACAAGACGGAGCGUGAUGGUGUGGUUGAAACUCGAGUGGAGCAAAAAAUUACAAUUCAGUCAGAUGGUGAUCCAAUUGACCAUGACAGGGCAUUAGCUGAAGCAAUCCAAGAGGCCACAGCCAUGAAUCCUGACAUGACAGUGGAGAAAAUUGAGAUCCAGCAGCAAACAGCACCUCAGUGAAACCACUAGUGGUUGGAAGUUCAUCAUUCUCAUAAUCACAAUAAUGGUGUGAUAUGGUAAGUGACAAAUGUGUGUUUCAGAAUGAAACAUACUACAGAAGUGAUAUCAGAGUAUAAUACUGCUUCUGUUUAUAACAAAGCAAGACAGUAAUUUCAGUUUGCACAUUUCUUUAAAAGGAACAAGGCAACAUGGAGUUGAAUCAGUCAUCUAUGGCUGUUACUCUUCUGCUUGCAAUUUUAUGUUAUGUGCAUUUAAAAAUGCAUAUUUGUAAAUUAUGUUGUCAGGGUGGUAGCACAUGCACAUUUACAAGACAGAGGAUGGAAAUUGAUUACACUUUCAAUAUCGAUGUUGAAAAUAAAAUAUAUUUAUUUUAUUGCUGGUGUAUAUUAUAGCUACUAAUUGUAGGAAAGAGUUUAUUUUAAUACUUGUGAAAUUUUUGUGAAUGUGAAUUUCAUAAAGAGUACAAGUACUAGUAAUAAAUAGCUGGCAAGAAUGUGAAGAAAUUAUGGUGAAACCUGUUGUAACUGCUUCUCUACCUAUCCACAAAUGUUACUAAACAGCAAUGUUAUGUAGCAUUUUGCAAAAUGUAGUGUCUUAGCUCUUUCAGUUUUUAAGAAAUUUCCUUUUUUCAGUUUGUAAAAUUGCUUUCUGUGCAUUGUCUCUGCAUGUAAACCAUAGUUAUGUAAAGUGAAUGUUAAACUGGUAGUGGUUGUCCUAUAUGCUAUGUGUCUAUACAGGUUUCAUUAUAAUGCCACAUUAGAUAUAUUUUUCGUGUUACUGUUUAAAUUUUAUCAUGAGGACUUGUCUUCAAACAAUGCUGUUUGAUUUUUGUAUUCGGGUACAAAUUAAUUUGCCUGUGUUGUAAUUAGAAUACCUGUAUAAAUAUUUUGCAACUCAGAAAAGUAGGAAACAUCGGUAUUUAAACCUAAUCAUUUUCUUUCCUGAUUUAAUAUUCCUGCUAUAUGUGUAGAGAGGCAGCUUGAUAUUUUUUUGUGUAUAGACUUAAAAGUAAGUGAAUUUUUAAGUCAAUAAGGUACAUAUAUUAUGGUUGAAGGAUGAAAAUAAUAAUAAUAUAUAUAAAUAUAAAAUAUUUUUGUCUUUAAGAGAGUACACAAGCCAAAAAAAUUGGCUAAAAGGGGCAUUUAUUAAUAUAAAAAUGAAGGCUAGAUUUUUAUCAGAAUUCAUGAUAUGGUUAACAGUUGCUCAGUCAUUUCCAUCAUGAAUUUAGAUACAGAAUUUGGUGCUUUAUUUUCAUAUGCCUUAGAUACAAAGCUCUUUGAAGCCAAUAUCAGUUUGUGGGUGAUGUGAAUGAUGCAAACCAGAAAAACUAAGUUUCUUUUAUUUUAUGCAUACUGGGAUAUUUGCAAGCCUUGUGCUUUCAUUUACAUUUAAGGUAAUCUAAUAGUGGUUCAUGUCUGGUAAACAGUCUCUCACUCAAGUCAUUCACAUGGAGAGCACCUUCUUAAGAUUUCCCCUUGCACAUUUAAUGUGCAUUAAGGUCUGUUAAUGCUCGGAAGGAGGUUAGAAUUCCUAGAUUUAUGAUGAGAGCAGAAAGAAUGUUGGUGAAAGGUUCAAAUCAGGAAAGGGGUGAAUCACGCUAAAGCAUAACUGAUCAGAUCUUUAACAUGGACAUUGAGUUAUGUUGCUUUUUAUGGGCAAAGAUUUGACUGACAGUAGUCAACAUUUUGUGGCAGCUUGUUUAUAUUGUACUGAUAGCUAAAUAACCAAGUUUCAGGCAUUAUGUUGUCACUAUUCCGCUUUAAACCGGCAAAUGAAAAGCAGAUCAGAAAUGCGAUUAAAUACUUCAUAUAUCUUACUGAUAAAACACUAAAAUUUAUAGCAGACUAUCUAUACAGAUCACAAGUAUGUGUUCACAUUCCAUUGUUUUUGGAUAUUUUUUUUUCUGUUUGUGGUAGCCUUCAUUACCUGUAAAGAGGGAAUGGAAUUCAAGAACUUAUACUUUGUAGGUAUAUGAGUCAGGAAAUAUAUGACCAACCUCAUUUCAUUCAUGUCAAUUCAAAGGGUACCAACUGCUUAUAUGAACAGCUAAUUCUUUCAUUCAUUUCAUAAUAUAAGUUUAGUCUUGCUGUGUUGUGGCUAUAGAUGAAUAUUGGUAUGAAAGUUACCGUACAUAAAAUAAAUUCUGAGUCUUCAUGUUUCAGAAGGAUCAGACUAAGGCACUUUUAUUGUCUGAAUAUGCCAUUUCUUCUAUUACCAUCAUUCAGAUCAUCAUGAGUAUUUAAGGAGAAAUGCUUGCUUUACAUCUGGCUGUAGUAGUACUUCAUCGUUUAGUAAAGAAGAAGAAAAGGCAAAUGGUACAGUAGUUGAGUUGUAUUUUUUUAAAUAAUCUUUAUACUGUAAAUGUUUUAUCUGUAUCUGAGAUACUUUUACUUCCUUUCGUAUUAUUACUCUUAUUAAUAUUAGUUUUUAUAUAUAAAUAUAACAGUAUGACAUUUAGUUUAGGGAAAAAAAGUCUGUGCAUUGUGUUCUGUCUUAUUUUUAAUGUUGCACAAAAGCCUUGAUACAUGAUCCAAAUAUUGAUGUAUGUACAAGAUGACUGUUACCUAUGUAAUUUUAUGCAGUCUCGAGGUGUAAAGCUUUCUUCUAAUUAGUAAUUACAAUUUAUUUAGCUUCAAGUCAAUGAUAUAUGGAAGCUUCUAAUUUAAACUGGGCAGAAAUGACAGUAAUUUUUACAUAAUUAAUGUGUUCUAGACCGUUAAUAAAAUGAAUUUCAAUUUGGCUCACAUACAGUCAUAUAAAAUCAAACAAUUUAUUAUCUUCAGAGUUUCAUGUUCAGCCAAAAUGAAAUCUGCCUGAUACAUUUCUCCGUGCUAUAAAGUACUGCUUGACUUUGCUCUGUAAACCACCCAGCAUACUAUUUUAUACUGACUUCCAGCACUAAUGUAAAUGCAUUUAAUAGUUCAUUUAGAUAAAUUUAUUUUAUAUAUUAGCUGAACAAAUAGAUUUACUUAUUGUUUUACUAUUAAGUGUGUGCGGGUAACAAAUUUGUGCUUGGCUGUAAAAGGAAUACAUGAGGUGGUUGAUUACAUUAUUGUGUAUUAUAAUGACAUUAAUUGUAUUCAGACAGCUGCCUUUUGGUUUCUGCCUUUCAUUACAUAUGAAGUUUGUAAAAUUUGUUAGUUUACCCAAACAAGGUUUAAGCUGAUAUGUGGGUGUGACAAUAAAAUGGGGCUUACAUAUGAUGGCAGCUAUGGAUCAGUCAGGAUAUUUUUUGGCUGUUAAGUACGCUAAUAUGAGUUUCUUCUUGCAUGUUCUGCCCAUUCACCAGGAAAAAGCAUUAAGGUGGCUUUCGUUUUGAAUACACGCUGGUUUUUGUUUGUAAGUAGGAAAUAUUGAAAAUAAUGUUUACCCCCUCUCUCCACCUCUUUUUUGCUUAUUGUAAAGAAAGAUCAGAUGUAAAUCUGAUUAUUUUUAUGUUUAAAAACAGAGCAUACACAAUGCACAUAAGGGAAGAAAUAAAAAACUAAAAAUGCUAGUGUGUUGUAAGUGCUUAGUGAUAAAUAAAAAUUCACUUUUUAUA